GCGGUUCUCGAAUAAAUGAUGAAUAAAUCGCGCAGGAUCCCGGUUCUGAUCCUUAUUUUUGCCCUAACGAUAUGUGAAUGUGAUGCCAACGGAGGGGAUAUUCCCCUGCGUUGCGACGAAUACGAUUCCAUGGGAUUUAUGGAUGUGAACGAGGCCUUCUGCACGGUCACCGGAUUCACGGUCACCCACAGUCAGAAUAUCGUGAUCAAGAACAUACCACCCGGCAACAUGGUCAAGUUCAUGAAGUUCUACGAAUCGACGCUGCUCUACAUGCCCUUCCAUCUCUUCGAAACGUUUCCCUAUCUCAAGACCCUGGACGUCUCGAACACGAAUAUCCUGGAGCUGACCAGGAAUGCCUUUAGUGCGGCCAGCAAUCUGACCUAUCUGAAUCUGGCCUACAACAAUCUGACCUCCAUCCAGACCUCCGUGUUCAUUGGAGCCAAUGUCCUAAUGCGCUUGGACCUGUCCUACAAUGAGAUCUCCUCGUUGAGUGUAAAUGCCUUCUGUGGCCUGCAGACCAUCAGCCAGAUCUUUUUAACCGGAAAUCGCUUAACAGAGCUGCACAGUGAUAUUUUCAAGGACAACGAGUACUUGGAGAAGGUGUCCUUUGAGGGCAACCAGCUGACCAGCAUUCAACCGGAGAUUUUCCGCAAUAUGCGGCGCAUUAAGGAGGUGAAUCUCUCCAACAAUCGGCUGGUUUUCAUCCAUCCAGACACCUUUGCCGAUGCUGCGAGCCUGGAGAAUCUGGUGUUGUCCUACAACGAGCUGAAGAACUUCCAGCUGACGGAGAAGAACAUUGUGCAUCAGCUGCACUUGGAUAAUAAUAAUCUGACAAACCUGACCAUUAAUGCCACGCGAUUUGUGCGCGCCAGUCACAAUCAGAUUUCUCAGCUCUUCCUGCACCAAAGUCUGCACAUCGAAACAUUGGAUUUAAGUGCCAACAAACUGACUGGCAUCUCGAACAUUACGAAUAUCACAUAUUUGCUUUAUCUGGAUGUCUCGGAUAAUCCCAUUGGCCCCCUGAACAUCAGCACUUUUUCCCAACUCAAGAGGUUGAGGGGACUGAAUCUGCGAGCCACUGGCAUUCGGGAGCUCAAGUUUGGUAUGUUUUCGAAGCAGAAGUACUUGGAGGAACUGGACCUGUCGUUCAACAACCUGACCAGCCUCAAUCUGGACAUGUUUGUGCCGUACCUGACCAAUCUGAAAAAGUUCCUGGUAGACGGCAACGGGCUGACUGAGCUGCAGGGAAAUCGCUCGUUUUCCGACGCCUUUCCGCAGCUCCAGAAACUGGGAGUUUCGCGGAACCGCUUCAAUUGCUCCUACCUGCACCACCUGCUCAUUCCGCCCUCGCUGCCCGAGUCCGUGGUGCUGAACAUCGAACCGGACGCCAAUCUGGAGGAGACCCCGCACAUCCGGGACGUGUCCUGCAUCAGUCAAUCGCAACGGCUGGCCAAUGCCUCCUUCAUUGCCGAGGAGUCGCGCCUCGAGUCGCAGAUCCGCAUUUUGUCAAAGCAGCUGGAGGUGGUCGAAUUUCACUCGGAGAAUCUGGGCCUUCAUCUGGUUUUCAUGCAGGCCUUCGCCUAUGUGCUUGGUUGUAUAGUGCUAGUUGGCGUGGUGGCGCUGAUAACCCUCCGGUAUCUGAAGAAUCGCCGAUCGGGUCGAUACGAUCGCAGCAGCAUUGUCUUCCGCUCGAACGCCACAAUGGAAGCUAAUCUCACCCUGGGUAGUGCCGAUCUUCAGUAGUCCCGCAAAGCCUUAAAAUAAAUGUA
This is a messenger RNA of Drosophila takahashii, 1769 nucleotides long. Its product is annotated as leucine-rich repeat-containing protein 15. The record is from RefSeq and is a predicted model, not a curated record. Gene Ontology annotation, molecular function: protein binding. Lineage: Eukaryota; Metazoa; Arthropoda; Insecta; Diptera; Drosophilidae.